Molecule: messenger RNA, 3114 nt
Organism: Drepanopeziza brunnea f. sp. 'multigermtubi' MB_m1
Lineage: Eukaryota; Fungi; Ascomycota; Leotiomycetes; Helotiales; Drepanopezizaceae
Molecular function (GO): acid phosphatase activity
Source: RefSeq, a predicted model, not a curated record
AUGCGGGACUCAGCGGAGGAUAACACACUUCUGUCGAAGCAACGCCCAGAGGAAGAGGUUACCUCCCCCUCUGAGGACUCCACGCAUUCGAGAAGCGCGCAGAUAUGGAGCAAAGCUAUAGUGAUCAUCUUCGCGGGAUUGAUCAUGUACUGCACCUUUGGCACGCUAUUUGAUAACCUGCUUCUGAUCUUUACAGCUCGGACUGCCAACACGGCUUCCCUGCCUGGGAUUGAAGGUGAUGGAAAAGGGAACGUGGAUGCAGCGAAGAAGGAGAAAGUACCGCAGUAUUUUCAGACGAGUCCGGAGCUCUGGGCUGGGCCUACGGCUACCGGGCGAGCACCGUUCAUGGCUCAGACAAAUGCGGUGUCAUUUGCUCCGACGGUUACCUUCAUUCCUAACACGCCGUUGCAGACAGCGAUGCCGAUCGUGGGACAGAAGAAGAACAAUGAGAGUAUCUUCCAUUUAAUGGGGCAGUUGUCACCGUAUAGCCCGAGUCCAGCGGGGUUUGGGGUUUCGGAGUAUCCGCUGCCUCCUGGGGCUAAUAUUACGCAGGUUCACAUGCUUUCCCGUCAUGGGUCGAGAUAUCCCACCUCGGGUGCCAAUGUAAAUGUUUUCGGAAACAAGAUGGCCAACCUCACCGGAAAAUUCCAAGCCGAAGGUCAGCUUUCAUUCUUGAAUGAGUGGAAGUAUGAGCUCGGCCGAGAGAUACUGGUUCCAAGAGGGCGACAAGAGCUGUUUGAAAGUGGAGUUUUGCACUACUACCUUUAUGGGAAAAUGUAUAAUCCGAAUAGUAAGAUUAUCGUUCGGACAACUACCCAAGAUCGGAUGCUGAAGAGCGCGGAGUAUUUCAUGGCAGGCUUUUUCGGUCUCGAAUGGACCAACAAUGCCACCAUCGAAGUCAUUAUCGAAGCGCCGGGCUUCAAUAAUUCUCUUGCCGGCUACGACAACUGCAACAAUGCAAACAGCUUCCGGAACGCUGGUGGCAACAACGCGACUGCUGAAUGGGUCGGGGUCUAUCUCAAAGACGCAACGGAGCGUUUGAGACCUCUGGUUAAGGGCUAUGAGCUUACGAUUGAGGAUGUUUACGCGAUGCAAAACAUGUGCCCAUAUGAAACUGUGGCUUAUGGAUACAGUGUCUUCUGUGAUCUCUUCACUUAUGAGGAAUGGGUUCACUUCGAGUAUUCUCUUGACCUCUACUUCGCAGGAAGUUCCAGUUUCCAGUCGCCAACUGGUCGCGCAGUCGGACUCGGUUAUGUCCAAGAGACUAUUGCCCGUCUCCAAAACCACACGCUCGGCUACUCCGGCUCCCAAAUCAACACAACCCUGGACUCUAGCACGGAGACCUUUCCCCUAAACCAAAGUCUCUACUUUGACUUCUCGCACGACACGAAUAUCAUGAGCAUCCUCACCGCCUUCGGCUUUAAACAGUUCAAUGCCUUCCUCCCUGCGACGCACUACCCCGGCCCCCACAAUCUUACGGUCUCCCACCUUGAGCCAUUUGGCGCCAGACUCGAUAUUGAAAUAAUCAAGACUCCUUCACCAUUGAGUGCUCAGCGUGUAUAUGAAGAAGGCGAGGAGACCACGUAUAUACAUUUCAUUCUCAAUCAGCGGACUCUGCCGCUGGGGCUAAAUUUUCCCGAGUGUGGUGCGGAUAGGUUGGAUGGAUGGUGCGAGCUUGAGGCGUUCUUGAAGACGCAGGAGAAGGCGGAGGAGCUGGCAAGAUAUGAUGAAGCUUGUAACGGGGACUACGAGGCUGUGCCUUAUGGUCAAGUUGUGGAUGAUAUAUAUCCCGCUACCGCACAUACCGACCUAUUUACUGCAUGUGUCAUCGCUUCUAGCGGCCGAGACGCUCAACCGCUCACCCGCCGAAAUCCCAUCAAUGCUGUUAUAGACGGAAAUGCGUAUCAAAAUCGGCUUUUCUCUCACGUCCGUUCUCUCUGGCUCAGGGCAAAUGUUGGCGGUUUCGUGGAGGCAUCUGAGCUCUUUCGUCCUCCCCUUUUCUUUAGGAUUGGGAUUACCCCCAACUACGGACUUCUGAUAGAAGUCAAGUCGCGAUCAGUACGGUCUAUACGCACACGAUCGAUCACAUAUCAAGCAGGCUCAAUGCCGGACUCUACCUCCAGUUUCGACGUAGACCGCUACCUCAACCGCCUCAUCCCCCGCUCGUUCCUCUCCCACCUCCCAAAGCCGAUAUCCUGGUUCCUCGGCCAUAGAUCUACCCCCCAGAAGCCCAUUGGGAAUAUACUCAUAUGGUUCUGGGCCUUCAUCGGCGCAUUCGCCUCCAUACUAAUCAUCGAAGCCGUCUUUCAAAGCCGUCAAUUGAAAUCAGAUGGCGCGCCUAUCGUGAUAGCCAGCUUGAUCUCAAUUGCUGAUUCGGGCGCCCGGGAGAAAAAACAGGGCGCAGCAGCUAUUCUCGAAUUCUCAACCAUCGACUCCCCCCUCUCCCAGCCCCGCAACGCCUUCCUCGGGCAGCUCAUCUCCUCCCUGAUGGGCGUCUCCAUCACCAAACUCUUCGCGCUCUCCCCGUCCUUCUCCUCCCUCCGCUGGGUCGCCGGGGCGCUCUCGGUAGGCCUCGCCUCCGUCCUGAUGGGCGUCACGAAAACGAUCCACCCGCCGGCCGGCGCGACGGCCUUGCUGGCCGCCACGUCCCCGGAGAUCGAGAGGAUCGGCUGGUUCCUGGUGCCGCUGGUGGUGCUGGGCAGCACGCUGAUGCUGGCCGUGGCGUGCCUGCUCAACAACCUGCAGCGGCGCUUCCCGCUGUACUGGUGGACGCCCGAGGAUCUCCGGCGGUCGGCGCGGAAAGGAAGCGAAAGCGGGAAUGUUGAGGCAGGCGGAAGCCCGAAAGCGGAGAGUGCUGAGAAGGCGGGUCUUGAUGUCUGUGGCGAGGCCGGUGAGGGUGAGGGUGAGGGCGAGGAUGAUAAUGAGGUUGUGGGUGCGGGUGCGGAGGGGAGGAUUGUGAUUCACGGCGACCGGGUGGUCGUGCCGCACUGGGUCAGCCUGGACGUGGAAGAGAAGGCCAUGUUGGAGCUUCUGAGGUGUAAGCUGGGCGAGGUGCCCGCGGGGAGGCUGGAGAGGGCUCGGACGAGGGAGUCUGAGCAGACGCAUGUUCAAUAA